Messenger RNA from Pelobates fuscus (common spadefoot toad), 1147 nucleotides. RefSeq names its product very long chain fatty acid elongase 4-like. Gene Ontology annotation, biological process: sphingolipid biosynthetic process; very long-chain fatty acid biosynthetic process; fatty acid elongation, polyunsaturated fatty acid. The transcript has 9 exons. The coding region runs from base 61 to 858 and encodes 265 amino acids. Gene Ontology annotation, cellular component: endoplasmic reticulum membrane. Lineage: Eukaryota; Metazoa; Chordata; Amphibia; Anura; Pelobatidae. Gene Ontology annotation, molecular function: fatty acid elongase activity. The record is from RefSeq and is a predicted model, not a curated record.
GGACAGAGACAGCCACGCUGGGGUGUAAGGAAAGAGAGACAGCCACGCUGGGGUGUCAGCAUGGGGUCCGUUUGGCAGUCGGUGCAGGAUUUCUACACGUGGGCUUUGGAAAAUGGAGAUAGCCGUACAGACCCUUGGCUCCUGGUAUAUUCCCCAUUACCAGUGAUCCUGAUUUUCACUGUUUACCUCGUGCUUGUGGCCCUGGGACCCCGGCUGAUGGAUGGUCGGGAACCCUUCAUUCUCCGAUCUGUACUCCUAAUCUAUAACUUGGCACUGGUGGUUCUCUCUGCAUACAUGUUCUAUGAGUUCCUUGUGACGUCCGUAUUGGCUGGAUACAGCUAUUUAUGCCAACCUGUGGAUUACAGUAACAGUGAGCUGGGCCUGCGGAUGGCCCGUGUCUGCUGGUGGUUUUUCUUUUCCAAAGUCAUUGAGCUAUUAGACACAAUAUUUUUCAUAAUGAGAAAGAAGUUUAAUCAGAUCUCCUUCCUUCACGUCUACCACCAUGCAACCAUGAUCUUUAAUUGGUGGGCUGGUGUGAAAUACGUGGCUGGAGGGCAAGCCUUUUUUAUUGGCAUGUUAAACUCGUUCGUUCACAUCUUCAUGUACCUGUAUUACGCACUCGCUGUGCUUGGACCAACCGUGCAGAAGUAUCUUUGGUGGAAACGCUACCUUACAUUGCUGCAGCUGACCCAGUUUGGAGCAAUCGCUCUUCAUUCCGGCUACAAUCUUGUGACCGAUUGCCCCUUCCCAGAUGGCUUUAAUGGGGCUGUGUUUGCAUACAUCGUGACCCUCAUUAUUCUCUUCCUGAACUUCUACUACCAGACUUACCUGCGCAGGACACAAAGAAAGAAACUGUGAGGAGCCACCAAGGGCCUGGAGAGCAAGGACCUCUCAGAACACCUUGUUAAGAGCAAGAUAACUUUGUACUGAGUGCAAGGGUCAUUACAGCAGGUUUAUUUACCAUGAUAGCAACACGGAGAGACUCUAGCUUCCUACAGCUUGUGCUGGUGAUGAUAUAGUGUGUGGGGACUUCAUAUAUAUCGCAACACACUGUAAACUGGAAAACCUCAUGUCAUGCUGUUUGGGGAGUCUUUAAAGUGACACCGACUGGACUGUUUUUGCGAUGUUGUACAUUUGCGACCAGGCC